CGUGCAGCUCAUUACGUUUGAUCCGUGUAGAGCUCCUGAGCUCGCACUCGCACUUGCACUUGGCGGACAGACGCGCAGGACAGGCAGUGAUGUGCUGCUUCUGCUGCUGUUGAUACCGCGGGGCUCGAUUCAUCACAGUGCUCCUCUAGUCACGGUGAAGUGGUCUGGGAUUCCUUCAGUGCUUGGUCGGGGAUGCGCAUCUGGACCGGAGAGUGUGCCAGGGACCAUUACGCGUCGAGGCGCUCCGCUGUACCUUUCCCAGUCCCUCUACCCCCACAGAGGAAACAUUUACACCAGUCGAGGACAGUUUGGCUAUUUUUGACAGAAUGGCAGGAGCAAAGUGCCUUCUGAAGACGCCGAGUAACUUCCAGCCGUCUGCCAUGUUUGAAGGCUCAGAGUCUGUCGAGGUGGAGGGAGGCAGCACAGAGAGCACCAUGGCCUCGUCCAUCAGCGCUUGCAAGAAGGUGCUGAGCAGCAACAGCGUGCUGGACUCGUCGGAGUACUGGCUGAGGAAUGAGAAAGCUCUGUGCAGACUGGGCCUGAUGGACGACGACUCGGAGGGCAGCUGCACCGUGAUCUGUUUUGUAAAUCUGGACCCACAGAAAACGGACUGCCGUGAUGACAAAAGCAUCAAGAAAUUGGCUUCGGUGUCUCCAGAUCUGCCAAAGCUUGUUGAAUUACUGACCGUCCACCAGCCGAAAGAAAAUGAGCUCCUACUGCUCGGUGGCCUAGAAGCCUCAGACACAUGCCAAACCCUCCCACACUCCCCCUCUCAGGGCGGGCAGCAGCAGAGAGGUGCAGGCGUGUGUCUGGUUCAGUGUUCAGGCCAGAGACGCUCCACCCAACCUAGCAGCAUCAUUUUUGAUAUCAACAAGUUCCUGAUCGGUCUGCAGUGGGGAAAGGAGCAACAACUCCAACAGAGCAGAACAGCUGGGCAGCGAGUCGACGACGACACCAAUCGCUCCAUCUCGUCCAUAGAAGACGACUUCCUGACUGCCUCAGAACACCUUGGCGAUGACAGCGAGGAUGAUGGCUUCAGAAACGAACCAGAGAGUGGUGACCUGGCAGAGAGCUUGGUAGAGGUUGCACAGAAACGCUGUGUCAGACUUGCAUGUCAGAGGGGACAGCCGACCCAUCAUCAGAACAGCGAGGAUGCUGAGAUCAAAAGGGAAGGGCAUCAACGAGCAAGCCUCCACACUAAGGAGUCAGCUGGUCACUACGCCACCAAUCUGGCGGAGUCAGUACUGCAAGAUGCCUUCAUACGCCUUUCUCAAGAUGAAACCUCCUUUGUCUCUGAGGCGGCUGUCAGUGUGUCCUUCUCUAGUCAUCCUUCCAACUCCACUGUUCCUCCAAAGACCAGACAGCCUUCCCAACAGCGCACCUGCUCUUUUGAACUCCCUAAGAUUGUUAUAGUUCAAAGCCCAGACAGUUCUGAUGGGGCUGUAGAAUGGCCCGAGACCCAGGUGUCUCAGGUGCCUGACCAGGAUGUCACUACCAAAGGCAGAGAGGUGCCAGAGAAUGAAACACAGGCUCACAUUUCCCAUCACAAUGGAGGACACCCAUCCAAACAUGUAGAGAUGGCUUUGGCCUGUGCUGCAAGUGUCAUUGGCACCAUUACGACCCCACAGCUGACAGAACAGCUUGCCAUGGAAUCAGCUUCAGAGGAAGACACAGAGGAGGAGCUGCAGGAACCAGAGGAGAGAGGAGACUACUCCUUCUCCUCAGCCAUGUGUGGUAUGGCUCAGGUAGCUGGUGCUGUAGCAGCUGUGGAGCUAACAGAGGAGUCAGGGGAGUGUGUCUAUUCUGAUGCUGACUCUGCCGAAGCCUACACAGCAUCCCGUGGUCUGAUGUCUGCUGCUGAGGCCUCUACAGCUUUCACUCUGCACUGCAGUGUGGCAGAGGGUACGAGCGUUGAAGCAUUUCGUGCAAACAUUGCUGAGGUCCUACACAGGGAAGCAGCUGAGGUUCUGACUCAGCCACAAGGCUAUAGGAGUGUGGCCCACCUACUGGAGGCCACGCAUAACAAGAUAGUAGACGGGAUUACAUGUCCAAAAAAAUCCUACACAGAUGAAAGAGAGAUGGAUGAUUUGAUAAAUGAGGUGGCAGACAGCCUAUUCAAGCAUGCUUUAGAGAAAGCAAAAAAGAGAAAAGAACUGGAGGGUACUGGAAAAGAUGCACCAAACAUCCAGGUUUUUCUGCAGGACAGUGUAAACAGUUUGCUUUUUGAUAUCCUUUGCUUGACGCAGAAGAAAAUCAGUCACGUCUCUGGAUGUGACCAAGAGUCAUCUGAGACACAAGAGGGUGAUACUAGCAGUAGGGAGCCUGCUACGACCAAGGAUCCAUUAAGUCAACCACAGUAUUUAGUUGGCCAUAGCCAGUCCACUAAUAGUGAGAACUACAGCAGCGGGGUACACUACACAGAUAAGCGUACCAUGGUUCCUGGACUGAAGGAGAGAUAUGUGCUUGAGGAAAGUGAUUCUAUUGCAUCCUCAUCCAUAACACACAGCAAAGAGCAACAGCAGCAGUCAUCAUGCAGACAGGUUCAGCAGAGCAGCGGUGCCAUCAGAGAACCUUGGAGUGAAAUCCCCAUUCAUAGCACAGAGAAGAGGGGGCGAUUAGUGACAAGCAGUGAGAGCAGACAGGCCUCCCUCACACCCCAGUCCUCCCUCAACUCUUGCAGUUCUCUGCUCUAUUUGAGAAUGGACUCAGAAUCCAGGACACCUAUUACUUGCUAUGCUGAUGAUUUGGCUACCACAGUUGUGUCUAUGGCCACAGAACUAGCAGCCAUAUGUCUGGAGAACUCCACUGGGAAACAACCCUGGUUCUGUGCCCUAAAAGGAAUGUCCACCGAAGGGCCAGAAGCUUACUUGAUUCCUGCUUGCCGUACGGUCCUAAGAAGGAAAGAGGGUCAGAGCAGCAAUGCUGCCUCCAAGAAACAUCGGGCACCACGCCUCAGUGAGAUCAAGAGGAAAACGGAGGAGCAACCAGAGCUGAUGGAGCGAUUGGUGAACCGAGUGGUGGACGAAUCAGUCAACCUUGAUGAACCGCAGGACCCUUUUGCCCUCUUUGCCUCUGAAGUCACAGCCAGGAUCAUGAAUUGCCCUGAACUUAAUGUGGUGGAUACCUCCAAAACAGGCCAGACACGCAGCAGGUUGCAGUGUGAAAGGUGGAGCCGUGGAAAGGCAUCUAGUUAUGAGAGCAUUCCAGAAGAAGACGCAGACCCCUCAGGCACACCCAACACCCUUGGCCCUGGCAGUCGGUUAGGUCAGAACUUGAGUCGUGGUAGCUCGAUUUCUAAGCAGUCCAGCUGUGAGAGCAUCACAGAUGAGUUCUCACGGUUCAUGGUAAACCAGAUGGAAACUGAGGGCAGGGGCUUUGACCUUCUGCUGGACUACUAUGCAGGAAAAAAUGCCAGCAGCAUUCUGGCUGCAGCUGUGCAACAGGCUGCAUCAAAGAAAAAUGGUCACCUUAAUGUCAGGACGUCAUCCUGCCUUUCAAAACAGUCUAGCACGGAGAGCAUCACAGAGGAGUUCUAUAGGUUUAUGCUUCGGGAUAUGGAUAAGGAAAACAAAGAGUAUGGCAUCGCCAAGACUAAAGAGUGGAGCAACAGCCUCUUCCCCCCUUCUCCUAGAACGCCCUUCUGUAUACGCCAGUCCUCUGUUCCAGAUCGGCGCUCCUCCGACUCACGGUUGACUGUCAACUCACCUAUUAAAGCCAACUCUUUUGACGGAUUUGCCCGCAAUGUGCAUGGAGACACACUCAAUAUCUUCCCCACCAACUCGGUGUCAGCCACAGGACUGUGUAAGUCAGACUCCUGCCUCUAUCAAAGGGGUAAGACUGACCAGAUUACUGAUAUGCUGAUUCAUGAGACCUGGUCAAGCUCCAUUGAGUCCUUGAUGAGAAAGAAUAAGAUUAUUGCUGAUCCAGAGGACAGUAUUGAGUUGGAGGCUGCCGGCGACUCCCAGCCCCAUGUGCAGCAGUUUGCCAAUCGCUUGGCAGCUGACAUUGUAGAUAUUGGCAGGUCUGCACUGGGAGGUCAACAAGAUGUAGCUGGGGGCGCAUCCAUGUCGUUCCAACAGCCACAUAUGCCUGUUGGAGAAAGAAGGAGGGGUUUCAAACAAUCUCAUCUUAGUUGUGGUCGAAGUAGGUCCAACCAGGAGCAGACUGUUUCUGGAGUAGGAUGUGGGACUGGUGACAGCAGUGCACCCCGUGUGAGGGGCCCCAGAGAUGUGCCACUGAUCCACAUUGAGGGAGAUCAAAGGGAUGAAGAGACUAUUUUAAACCCUGAAAGGACAGGAGGAGGACCUCAGGAAACAUCCCCAGACAUGUCAGCUAUGAAGCGUACAGAUAGAGCUACAGCCAACGGCAGCAGCAGUGAGAGGGACAGGCCAGCUGUGGCGGUGGCUGCAAUAGUGAAGAGGGACAAGCGUUCUAUGAGUGCUAGCAGUGAAGAGAGCAUGGGGAGCUGGUCCCAUAUAACCCCCGAGGAUGACCCCCACGAGGAGACCAGUAGUUUUAUCCAUCUGAGCGAGGGGAACGGGACCAGCAGUGCAUCCAGCCUAGGCCUGGCAGACCUGGAUGCUUUCUCUGAUGUGCCCACUCAGAGCACAGUAAUCAGUGAGGAGACAGACAAAGGCCAUCUGGCAAAAACCAAGGAGAGUGUCUUUGAGAGCAAUUCGGCGAGGACAGCAGGCGGCAGGGUGCUGUUGGUGGUAAACUGUGACCUUGAACCUGAGUGUGUGGACUCUGAGCUGAGAGUGGCCCUGCAGUGGAUUGCUGCCUCCGAGCUGGGCCUCCCUGCUCUCUACUUCAAGAAGUCCAAGGAGAAGAAGCUUGCAAAGUUCCAGAGAGUUGUCCAUCUGAUGUCUCAGAAGGCAUGGCGGAUUGCGGAUUUGUUCAGCGCUGUGGUUCAGUUCUGUAAGCAACAGGAGAAUGAGGAAGAGGAGGGCAGGUCUCUGUCCAGCCUGUUUGAUUGGCUGUUGGAGACCCUGUAGGACGGACUUGCUUACUU
This is a messenger RNA of Larimichthys crocea (large yellow croaker), 5011 nucleotides long. It is a transcript of the gene sphkap, whose product is annotated as SPHK1 interactor, AKAP domain containing. The transcript is spliced from 12 exons. The record is from RefSeq and is a predicted model, not a curated record. Gene Ontology annotation, cellular component: mitochondrion; cytoplasm. Gene Ontology annotation, molecular function: protein kinase A binding. The coding region runs from base 327 to 4994 and encodes 1555 amino acids. Lineage: Eukaryota; Metazoa; Chordata; Actinopteri; Sciaenidae.